CCGAGGACCCAGUGAGCGGCGGCGGCGGGGUUAGCGGUGUAGCCGGGGAGGAUUAUUUUUAUCAUUGCGCUGUUUUUAUACGGAAUAUCGCCGGUCUCCGCGGGUUCUUCGCGAGGGCGGGAGUGUGUCUCCUGCCUAGCAUUGUAAACGCGGCGGAUUUUGCGAUAUUUCGUGUCGUUUCGUGUCGUUUUAGCGGCGAGACUGCGAUCCGAGCUCCAGCCUGCUAUUGAUCGCAGGCGGAGCAGCUCAGCGCUGAACGCGGCUGAUAGUCUCAUUCAGCCGGGAUGCUAUUUUAGGACAUACAGCUAACAGCGUGUUAAACAGCAUAUCAGCCAUUAUUUAUACAUUAUUGAUGUAAAAAAUGGUUAUUUAGGUUGCUGAGGCUCGUAGUUCGUGCAGUAGGUGCUGUAUAAUCUGACACAGCUGCUAUAAAUAAAGCUAAUAAGAUGGAUUUGUGGUUAAGAGGAGAGCUCGGCUAGUGCUGCUUUGUUUUUGUUUGUUUGUUGGUUUGUUUGUUGGCUGGUUGCUCUGGCAAAGAUGUGUGCCAGCUUCAGGAGUGAGGAGAUGUGCCUGGCCCAGCUGUUUCUGCAGUCCGGCUCUGCAUAUGACUGCAUCAGUGAGCUGGGAGAGAUGGGGCUGGUGGAGUUCAGAGAUCUGAACCCGAGCGUCAGCCCCUUCCAGCGUCGCUUCGUCAGCGAGAUCAAGAGGUGUGAAGAGAUGGAGAGAAUUCUGGGUUAUCUGCUGAGAGAAAUCCGGAAGGCGAACUUGGCUGUUCCAGAGCCUGAAGUCAGUCCUGUGGCUCCUGCACCCAAACACGUCCUGGAGAUCAUGGAGCAGCUCCAGCGUCUGGAGGUGGAGCUUAGCGAGGUGGCGAGGAACAAAGAGAAGCUCCAGAGGAACCUUCUGGAGCUCACUGAGUACACACACAUGCUGAGGAUCACACACACCUUCAUGCACAGCCGCUCCAGGCACGAGGCUCUGGGGCCGCAGUAUGAGGAGUUUCCCUCUCUGGAUGCAGAGUCUGUGGCGGGCUGCACUGGCAUGCAGAGACUGGGGGCCAAACUGGGGUUUAUCUCUGGGCUGAUCCAGCGGGUGAAGAUGGAGGCGUUUGAGCGCAUGCUGUGGCGAGUGUGUAAGGGAUACACUAUCCUCAGCUAUGCUGAAGUGGACGAGAGUCUGGCAGACCUGGACACUGGAGAGAUCAGUAAGAACGUGGUUUUCCUCAUUUCCUUCUGGGGCGACCAGAUUGGCCAGAAGGUUCAAAAGAUCUGUGACUGUUACCACUGUCAUCUUUACCCUCACCCGGAGACUGAUGAAGAGCGAGCAGAUGUAAUGGACAGUCUAAGGACUCGCAUCCAGGACCUCAACAAUGUACUACACCGUACUGAAGAUUACCUGAAGCAGGUUCUUCAUAAAGCCUCAGAGUCUGCGCACUCAUGGGUUCUGCAGGUGAAGAAGAUGAAGGCUAUUUAUCACAUCCUUAACCUCUGCAGCUUCGACGUCACCAACAAGUGUCUCAUAGCCGAGGUGUGGUGUCCUGUCAAUGACCUGACCAACCUGCGGAGGGCGCUGGAGGAGGGCUCUAGGAAAGGAGACGCCACUGUCCCAUCAUUUGUGAACCGAAUCCCGAGUAAAGACACUCCACCCACUCUCCUGAGGAGCAACAAGUUUACGUCUGGGUUCCAGAGCAUUGUAGAGGCGUAUGGAGUCGGGGACUACAGAGAGGCCAGUCCAGCUCCUUACACUAUUAUCACCUUCCCCUUCCUGUUUGCGGUGAUGUUUGGAGAUCUUGGGCACGGUUUGGUGAUGACGCUCUUCGCCCUCUGGAUGGUGCUGACCGAGAAGAGCCACAAACGAAAACACUCAGGAAAUGAGAUAUGGACUAUGUUCUUUGAGGGGAGAUAUAUCAUCCUGAUGAUGGGUCUGUUCUCCAUCUACACCGGACUCAUCUACAACGACUGUUUCUCCAAAUCCAUCAACAUCUUCGGAUCAGGCUGGAACGUCAACGCCAUGUUCACAGAGCAGCAGUGGACAAACCAAACUUUACAGACGAGCGCUCUCCUCACCCUCGAUCCCAACAUCUCUGGAGUCUUCACUGGACCCUAUCCACUAGGCAUUGAUCCAAUCUGGAACAUGGCGGUGAAUCGGCUGACGUUUCUGAACUCCUAUAAGAUGAAGAUGUCUGUGAUUAUCGGAGUCGUGCACAUGAGCUUCGGUGUGGUUCUUAGUGUCUUUAACUACCUGCACUUCAGGCAGAAGUUUAAACUGUACCUGCUGUUCCUGCCGGAGCUGCUCUUCCUGCUCUGUCUCUUCGGUUAUCUGGUCUUUAUGAUCUUCUAUAAAUGGCUGGCCUUUUCUGUCCAGGAUUCGAGGACAGCCCCCAGUAUCCUCAUCCACUUCAUCAGCAUGUUCCUCAUGCAGGGCAAUGCCACCACACCACUGUAUCCUGGACAGAUGGGUCUGCAGGUGUUUCUGGUGGCCAUGGCUCUGCUGUGUGUUCCUGUGCUCCUGCUGGGGAAACCGCUUUACCUCUACUGGCUUCAUCACGGCAGCAAAAGCCUGGGAGUCCACAGGGUGUGUGGCUAUGAGCGAGUUCGCCGUUUAAGUGAGGACGAUCUGUCCCCGUCUAUCGUCCACGAUGAAGAGGAAGGGCUGGAUGAUCACCCGGGUCGAGACUGCAGCCCAAAAGAGUUUGAUUUUGGGGAUGUUUUCCUACAUCAGGCCAUUCACACUAUAGAGUUCUGCCUGGGCUGCAUCUCCAACACGGCAUCGUACCUUCGCCUGUGGGCCCUCAGCCUGGCUCAUGCUCAGCUGUCGGAGGUGCUGUGGGCGAUGGUCCUGCGUGUUGCUCUGAGGAUUAACUCCAGGUUGGGGGUGCUGGUUCUCGCCCCUGUUUUCAGUCUCUUCGCCAUCCUCACCGUCUCCAUCCUGCUGAUCAUGGAGGGGCUCUCUGCCUUCCUGCACGCCCUGCGCCUACACUGGGUGGAGUUUCAGAACAAGUUCUACAGUGGAACAGGUGUAAAAUUCGCCCCCUUCGACUUCUCCCUGCUUCCCUCCGUCUUCGAGCAGGAUGGAUUACUGUGAGCAGCGAGGAAAUUCUGAGACCUGAGCUAAUCCACCCUGGCUUACCAUGACUUACACUCCUCCUGUUUCCUCACCGCAGCUCUGCAGCACUAACCACAGCAACCGGACGUUUCAUCGCCUUUCCUUUUAUACCAUUUCAACAUUCCAGCCCAUCCCCCACUUUUUUAUUAAAGCAGGAUCAAUCGAGACUGACUGCCUUAGAUAAACACAUUCAUAUCAGCGAUAUCUGCCACUGACUAUCAUCACCGGCUCCACCAAACUCAACAUCACUCAACAUCUGCCAUAUAACAUCUUUAAAUAAGUUUGUCAGUGCAGCCCUGCUGUUAUAUUUAUAUUUUAUUAGAGAUACGACCUCGACUUGGGAAACCCUCUUAUUUAUUCACAGACAUUUCCAUUUUCAUAUCGGAUUUCAAAAGUGCCAUAAGUAUUUUUCCAGAUACAGUUUUGUAUGCUACUCUGAAAUGGGAAUAUUGAAUUUAUUGAGCCGUCUCUAUCCCGUGGAUCUGAAGCACGCACACGCACACAUUAUGAAGUAAAAAAAAAUACUUGUGAUGUUUCAGGUAAACUUCGCAAGUAAAAGAAAAAAAUAGCCAUCAUUUUCAUACUAGAUAGAAUUUUCAUUGAAAUUUUCAUUGAGUACAGUAUUAAAGCAUCAUUUGCAAAAAGAGA
Molecule: messenger RNA, 3753 nt
Organism: Astyanax mexicanus (Mexican tetra)
Lineage: Eukaryota; Metazoa; Chordata; Actinopteri; Characiformes; Acestrorhamphidae
Gene: atp6v0a2a
Product: ATPase H+ transporting V0 subunit a2a
Exons: 20
Coding region: 538-3084 (848 amino acids)
Biological process (GO): proton transmembrane transport; vacuolar acidification
Cellular component (GO): vacuolar proton-transporting V-type ATPase, V0 domain; plasma membrane; vacuolar proton-transporting V-type ATPase complex
Molecular function (GO): proton-transporting ATPase activity, rotational mechanism; ATPase binding
Source: RefSeq, a predicted model, not a curated record